CCCCAGGCCCUUCCUUCCUCCUCCCCCAAAAUGAGAGGAGCUUUUCUGAACAUUGCUAUUUCUCCUCACCCCCCUUCCUUCCUUCUCCAAAAUCAGAGAAGACCUCCUUUGGCCACUGCUAUUUCCCUCAUCUCCUGCUCUCUCUCUCUCUCCUUCCUUCCAAAUGAGGGGAAAGCUUCCUUGGCAUUCCUGUUUUUUAACUCAUCCUCCAAAAUGAAAGAAGAGCUUCCCUGGACAUUGCUGUUUCCCUCCCCUCCUGAACCCCUACCUUCUUCCUCCUUCACCAGAAUGAGGGAAGAGCCUCCCCCAGGCAUUGCUAUUUCCCUCACCCCCUACUCCCCUUUCUUCCUCUUAAGAUGAGGGAAGAGCUUCCCUAGGCAUUGCUGUUUUCCUUCCCCUCCUCUCCAAAAUAAUGGAAAAGCUUCCCUGGAUAUUGCUAUUUCCCUCACCCCUUGUUCCUCUUCCUUCCUCCAAAAAUGAGAGAAGGGCUGCUCUAGGCAUUGCUGUUUCUCUCUGCCCUGGAGAGGCCUUGGCCCUGAGCUGCCCCUCUCCUGCCCUCUUCCAACCCGGGGUCCUCAUCACCACAGAGGAGGAGGAGGACCUUCCAGAAAAUGUAGGGCAUGACCAGACCAAAGAUUUUAACCCUCCUCAACACUCCUAUAAAUAAUAGAAUUGCAUGCAUCUGAGUCAUGCUCAGAGUGGAUGACAUUUUGGAAUUCCUCUUGCGCAGGGUGACCAGAUGUCCUCACCGCAAGGGAGGAUGAGGCACCACAAAAUGGAGGACCUUCCAGGCCAGUGGAGGACAUGACCAAAGAAAAGGCUUAAAAAGAGUCCUGUAAACGCAUGCUUCGUAGUAAUGAUCAGAAUGAAGAAGAUUUUGGAAUUCUUCCUGGACAGAAACAAAUCUGAUUGUAAUGCCAUUUUUAAAGGUCUACAGCCCAUCUUCCAAAAACAGGGAAUGACAGAGACUAUUCAUAACUGGGAAGAUCAUGGUUACCUAGCAACAUAUGUCAAUAAAAAUGGCAGUUUUGCCAAUUUGAGAAUUUAUCCUCAUGGCUUGGUGUUGGUGGAUGUACAAAGCUACAAUGAUUUGAAUGGAGGAGAAGAUGCAGACCAGCUUCUAAACAAGAUAGAAGGAAGAAUGAAAGAACUGUUUCACAGAAACAUCAAACGGGUUAAAAGGUUGCCAGCCAUUGUGAGAGGUGAUACUAUUGACAGAUAUUGGCCCACAGCAGAUGGACGAUUGGUGGAAUAUGAUAUAGAUGAAGUUGUUUAUGAUGAAGAAUCAGCUUAUCAAAAUAUUAAAAUUUUACAUUCGAAACAAUUUGGAAAUAUUCUUAUCCUCAGUGGGGAUGUUAAUCUGGCAGAGAGUGACCUGGCAUAUACUCAAGCGAUAAUGGGCAGUGGGAAGGAAGACUACACUGACAAAGAAGUGCUCAUUCUUGGAGGUGGUGAUGGAGGAAUAUUGUAUGAAAUAGUAAAAUUGAAACCAAAGAUGGUCACUAUGGUUGAGAUUGACCAAAUGGUGAUCGACGGGUGUCGAAAAUACAUGCGGAAAACAUGUGGAGAUGUCUUGGACAAUCUGAAAGGAGAAUGCUAUCAGGUUCUAAUAGAAGAUUGUAUUCCAGUACUGAAGAGGUAUGCCAAAGAAGAAAGGAUGUUUGAUUAUGUAAUUAAUGACUUGACAGCUGUUCCAAUCUCCACAUCUCCAGAAGAAGAUUCCACAUGGGAGUUUCUAAGGAUGAUUCUGGACCUUUCCAUGAAAGUCUUGAAACCUGAUGGAAAAUAUUUCACACAGGGAAACUGUGUCAAUCUGACUGAAGCUUUGACUCUCUAUGAAGAACAACUUGGCAGACUAUAUUGUCCUGUGGAAUUCUCAAAGGAAGUUGUAUGUGUUCCUUCAUACAUGGAACUAUGGGUGUUUUAUACUAUUUGGAAGAAGAGGAGUGAAGUUUGAAGCUCAAAUUCUACAUGCCUCCCUUACCACAUGAAGUGUGUAGACUUGCCAUGUGCUUUGUCUUGGCAUUUUGAAUCUUUAAAUUAUAUGCUGUAGAUUAUCCUGAAAUGUAGUCAUGCUAUCGAUUUGUGAAUUCUUUAAAUGUUUUUUAUUAUUUUAACUUAAAAGCAAAUGGAAAAUGUAUAUUUUGACGAUCUAGGGUGUUAUUUUUUUGAAAGCCAGCUUAGAUGAACUAGCAGCAAAAGCUAUAGCUGCUGAAUGCACUGAACCUUUUAGAAUGUGAUCAUUUUUAUUUUUAUUUUUAUUUUAGUUAUUUGAAUACCAGUUUAAAAAGACAACAUUAGCUUUUCAGUGUGGUCCUCUAGUUUCCCCCACCCCCACGCUUGGACAUUAUUCAAUUUAAUAGUCAUGGUGCUUUAAUUAGACAAGUGGGUGUUUUUUGUUGUUGUUGUUAAAUGAUCAAUGUGCUUCCAUUAGAGGAUUGAAGGGCAGAUUUAUAUUUAUAACUGAUGCCCUCUGGCCCACUGAGAUGUCAUAAAGCUCUAAGAGAUUAUCUGUUUGUGUUCUUUUUUUAUGGGGAAUCUGGAUUCUAAAACUCAUGUGUUGACAUCUGGUAUUAUCGUGGAUCUGAUAGGUCAGGUAGGCAACACAUAUCCAGCACCCUGUUUUGCAAGACCCCAUGCCUCUUGGUUGCUGCAGAAUUCAGAUGGCUACUGCCAUCAUCUAAACUAGCAAAAUUACAGCAUCUUACUCUCCUGCCCAGGCCCAUUCACACUACACAAUUAUAGCACUGUUAUUCCACUUUAAUUGCCAUAGUUUUAUCCUAUGGAUUAUUGGGGUUUGAAGUGUGGUGAGGCACUAGAAUGUUCUAGCUGAGAAUUCUAAAUGCUCCUCCAUAAAUUCCCAGGAAUCAACAGGACAGAACCAUGGCAGAUAAAGUGGAAUAACAACACUAUAAUUGUCCUGUAUAAAUGCUUUGCCCUGAUGACUUGUAGAAAGAUAUUCUAGUGCUGAAAGUUAUAUCCACAGUCUGCAUGUGCCCCAGGUAUAUUUUUGAGGGAGCCGAAACAAAUUUUGUUUUGUUUUACUAAAUUGUUCUUUGCAAGUACCUUAAAAAUAGCCUUAAAAUGUAUUAAGAUGGUUAAAAAUAUCAACUAACUUAGUUCUUCAUGAAAUAAGGGCCUCUCUUGAGCUUAAAACAGCCCAGAAGGUCAAAAAUAUUUAUAUCAUGGUUGCCAUCCAUAUCCCCUUAGUUGUAUGGAAGAGCAUUUUUAGUUUUAAAAAAAUCCAAGGUUGGGAUGUUGGAGGGCAUGAUUGAAUGUGCAACUCCCUGAUGUGAUGCAGGAUAGCAGUGCACUCUUGUGUCAGCCUCUUAUAAUUGUUUAUCCUGUGAUAAACCCACUAAUAAUAUUGAUAGCUGCUGCAGUUGCUCUUGAAUUUUAGUGGCAAUCGUGACGGUAGUUGCCAAAGGCAGUGGAGACAGGUCUCACAAGAGUGAAGGCCCAAGGAGGUUGCCUAUAUCUGUGAUAGGUCAGUUAUUGUUCUUGACAGUGGGCAGAUUUGUUAAGAAUUAACAUUUGGGCAGGGGGAUCACCUUGAAGUGAAUUUGCCGCUUCUGAAUUAAUAUGAAUUGGGCUUAGUCCUUAGUUAUAAAUGAAAGGAACUAAAUUGAGAUUUAAUUAAUUGUCUGCAUCGGUCCAUUUUAAUUUGCAAACCAGGGGUGAAGAACCCAUAGUCCUCCAGAUAUUAGUCUAUGAUGUCUAUCAUCCUUGAUCAUCCUGGGUAGGCUGAUAGGAGUUGGAGCACCACAAAUUUAUUGUGUAGACUUUUCAACACAAAAGUAGAAAUGUUCCCACCUACCAAUAGAUUUGCAAACUACAGUAUUGCUAGCUAUGUAUGCCAUUGACUUAAGCAGCCUUAAAUGGUUAGUGAACCAUCAUUCAAAUCAGUUAGCCUCUAUUAUGUUUAUUAUAAAUUAUAGGGAACUAUAUUAUAUUAAAUAAAUACUGUUAGAGCUAUGCAUCUUGAAACUGUAGCUUGCACUGCUUCCCCAAAUCUUCAAGAUUCUAAAAAUGUAUUAAAAUUCUUUCUUUUGGUUACAUACCCUUUUACCUUUAGUGCUAAUUCACAGAGUGUGAAAGGUAAUUGAAAAAGGAAAAUUAGAUAAGUGGUUUAGGUUACAGUGUGCAGGAAGUGUCUUCUUCCUCAGCCUCAUCUACGCAAAUGGGAAAUGUCCUCUUCAUUUUAGUGUGGUCUGUGCAGGGGAAGUUUCUAGUGGAUUGUGCCCCUGAGAGUCUUGUGCAUCUUGUAUUUAUAUUUUGUGCAUGUCUGUAAACAAAAUGUUUACUACACUCAGUGGAGUCCAGCCUUAUGGAUGUGACUGAUUCUAAAGCCCAUAUACUAUAUUUGCAUAAGCAUGUUGAAAUAUUAGAAUUUAUUGCCUUUGUAAACCUCCUCUAGCCCCGGUCUGCUUCUGCAUAUGGUGUGAAAUUAUAUUUUUGUAAAAUCUUUCUGUGUAUUGAUUGGUCAUUCACUUAUAACCUUGCUAGAAGCAAAUCCUUAAAAUAGCUCAGAAAUGCUUCCUUUCUUGUAUAUUUUGGAGAGACAGGGAAUUGAAAUGCACCAUACUUUUCUUACCAGUUUAAACCAUCUAAGCAUAAUAUUAACCUCUCCCCACCCCUGAAGGAGUUGCUUUUCAUUUGGUUAUUCUAUUUUCUUGUAGCACUAGCAAAAGAGUGACUUACACUGCCUUUCCCCCCAAAUAUAGACAUAAAUCCAACGAGAGGAAUGAUUUUUUUUUAUGCCCUGUAGUGUGUUAUGCACCCCAAAAAUUUGCUCUGGAACACUGAGAAGUCCCUUGGAGACAGGUUUUGGAUGACACUGAGGGUUUAAAAGGAAGUGGGGGGAAGUAAGAGGCAUUCAGAUCUAGCACAAUGUGGGAGUUUUACCACAGGCACAAAAUGAGCCUGCUGUAUUGUUAAAAAAAAAAAAAAUCCAAUGCAUUUUGCACAAUUCUUUUUUCUACAGCAUGAAUUUAAAAGAAGAGCAUAGUCCAUACAGUCCUUUGUAGUUUUUGAAGGCAUUAUGCAGUGGGGUCCAGUAUUCCUUGAAACACAGGGAUUUGUCUUUCACCUUGGGGUUCUGUUAUGCUAACAGUUUGUAACACCUGAAUUAUAUUCUGAAGCUACCUAAUAAACUAUUUUAAUCUCUG
Messenger RNA from Sceloporus undulatus (fence lizard), 5168 nucleotides. It is a transcript of the gene SMS, whose product is annotated as spermine synthase. Gene Ontology annotation, biological process: spermine biosynthetic process. The coding region runs from base 857 to 1957 and encodes 366 amino acids. NCBI's taxonomy places the organism in Eukaryota, Metazoa, Chordata, Lepidosauria, Squamata, Phrynosomatidae. The transcript is spliced from 11 exons. The record is from RefSeq and is a predicted model, not a curated record. Gene Ontology annotation, molecular function: spermine synthase activity.